Gongylonema pulchrum is the source of this 318-nucleotide messenger RNA. The record is from the annotation of a GenBank genome assembly. NCBI's taxonomy places the organism in Eukaryota, Metazoa, Nematoda, Chromadorea, Rhabditida, Gongylonematidae.
AUGAUGGAUCCAUCGAGGAUAUCGAGCAGUGGAGUUGUGGUAAAGUUUCAAGUUGUUGUUGUGGAGAAUUUUCGAGCUGUUAGUCAAUUGUCGUGGAGUUUCGAAGGCUGUGCAUUGUUGAAUACAAUCAAUUUGGCGAAGGAUGCUGUCGACAAGUAUCAGCAGUAUCAGAAACUGAAGAAGGUCUACGAUGGCUUCCAAAUGAUUGACGAAGGUUACCAGAAAAUUAAAGGCGGUUUCCAAGUUCGAGAGGGAAUUGGAAUGGCUGCAGCAGGCAUAAAUAAAAUUUACAAAGUUGGCAAAAGGUUAUUCAGUUGA